CGAGCCCGUCCUCUCAGUUCCCUUUUUAGACAGAUUCCUUGGGCGACGAUUCUCCUUCUCUACACGAAAAUUAAUGGAGCCGUUUGAUCUUCUCCAAAAACGGUCACCUUGGUCCUUCGUUCAGGCCUUUUUAAUCACCGUCACAAACCACAUCGCUUGCUGAUCGCUUCAUCGUUUCUGUAGCAGCAAGUGGAGGACUAGGGCCGCCGCAGUACUCGUUAGUCAUGGCUAAAGCAUUGCUCUCCCUUUCUCUCCUCAUUUUCCUUUGCUUCAUAUCAGGAGAGCUUGUCAAGAUAGUACAUGCCCAGAAAACUUGGUGCGUAGCCAAGCCUUCGUCAGACCAGGCAACUCUGAUGGCAAACAUCAACUACGCAUGCUCUCAGCUGGAUUGCCAGAUUCUUCGAAAGGGCUGCCCUUGCGCCUAUCCAGAUAAUCUGAUGAACCACGCCUCUAUAGCCAUGAAUCUCUACUAUCAAGCCAACGGGCGGAAUUGGUGGAACUGCGAUUUCAGGAAGUCAGGCCUCAUUGUCGUGACCGAUCCAAGCUAUGGCAACUGCAGCUAUGAAUAGCAGCCGGUAUCGAAGGAGAAGCUGCACUCGCCCGUGGUCAUAAUAAGCUGCAAUCCUCUCGUGUGCUGGAGGACAAUCUGUCGAGUCUUCUUUGCAUCUUACAUUAGUUUUGCCCAAGUUUUAGUUGCUGCAAACAUGUGGGAAUGAAAGGUUUUCGUUAAUAUUUGUUAAGCCA
Syzygium oleosum is the source of this 744-nucleotide messenger RNA. RefSeq names its product glucan endo-1,3-beta-glucosidase. NCBI's taxonomy places the organism in Eukaryota, Viridiplantae, Streptophyta, Magnoliopsida, Myrtales, Myrtaceae. The coding region runs from base 225 to 569 and encodes 114 amino acids. The transcript is spliced from 4 exons. The record is from RefSeq and is a predicted model, not a curated record.